This is a messenger RNA of Didymosphaeria variabile, 579 nucleotides long. RefSeq lists its product as uncharacterized. The record is from RefSeq and is a predicted model, not a curated record. Gene Ontology annotation, molecular function: phosphoric diester hydrolase activity. The transcript has a single exon. NCBI's taxonomy places the organism in Eukaryota, Fungi, Ascomycota, Dothideomycetes, Pleosporales, Didymosphaeriaceae. Gene Ontology annotation, biological process: lipid metabolic process. The coding region runs from base 1 to 579 and encodes 192 amino acids.
AUGCUCAAUGCAGGCACUGUGGAAGACUAUCUUCGCACAGUCACGGAAUGGGUCGCGGCGCAUCCUUUCGAUGUCAUCACCAUCAUCUUCGGUAAUUACGAUUGGCAAGAUACGGACGAAAACGGAAAUCGAACUGUUACCUCUAAGCAGUUUGCGGAACCUAUCCAAGCUUCUGGCCUCAAACAGUAUGUCUAUCAGCCGCCCAAGACAGCCAUGGCCCUGGAUGACUGGCCAACACUCGGAGAGCUCAUCAUCUCUGGCAAACGCGUCAUCACGUUUAUCGACUAUAAUUCCGAUACCAGUGCGGUACCAUAUCUAUUGUGGGAAUUCUAUAACAUCUGGGAGACCCCCUUCAGUCCCACAGACGAUGACUUCACAUGCGAGAUCCAGCGCCCGGAUGGCCUUGCCGAGAACAAAUCAAGGGAGAUGAUGUAUAUGGCCAAUCAUAAUUCAAAUGUGCAAGUCAGUAUCGCGGGGCUGAAUCUCCUGAUACCAAACACAGCGGAGCUUAACAAGACCAAUGGUGCGAACGGGUCAGGCAGCCUGGGUGAAAUGUCGGACAAUUGUACAUGUCAGUAA